Molecule: messenger RNA, 2076 nt
Organism: Vigna angularis (adzuki bean)
Lineage: Eukaryota; Viridiplantae; Streptophyta; Magnoliopsida; Fabales; Fabaceae
Exons: 5
Coding region: 570-1895 (441 amino acids)
Source: RefSeq, a predicted model, not a curated record
CUAUAAUUUCUCUGAAAGAAAAGCCCUUUUCAUUUUCUCUCCCAAGUUUUCUGUUUGUUUGAUAUUAACUGUUCUUGCAUUAUUCUUGAUCAUACCCUAACCUUUAAGUUUCCUGUAUUUUAUUUAUUUUAAAGAAUUAUAGUUUCAGAGAUUCACAUCAGGGUUUGUCAUAUACCUAAUUUGUUCUCUCUUUUUUUUUUUCACCUUUCUGCUUUAAGACACAGAAAACCAGAAUUACUCCUUGUUUGGCUGAAACAACUUUGGAUAGCUCUGGUUUGAUGUAAACUUUAUCUUGGUUUUCUAGGAAAACAGUUUUAAGAAUCAACAUAUGCAAACCUAGAUAUUGAUGUCGGACACAUUACCUGUUUCGGUUUGUGUUCAAGAUAGUUGUGCUACCUUUAAUUGUGUGAUGGAGGAAAAGAAAAGAAGAAAAACUUUGAAGAAAAAUGUUCAUACAAGGAAGACAUUUUUUGAGGCUUGAUGUUUUCACAUUUAUAAGUUUUGGUGUAUUCAGGGUGUGCUUAGAUCACUUGAAAUAACAAGUUGAUAACUUAUGAUGCAGUGACUCAAUGGAAGCCCAAGAGGAUGGUGUUGACGUUCAGGACAAGCUUUCUGGCUUUAUUUUCAUGUGUAAUGGAAUUACAAAACCAGAGUGCUACCAAUACCGAGUUUUUGGACUUCCUGCUAGGAGAAAGGCUGAUGUAGAGAAGAUCAAUCCUGGUACAUAUCUUUUUCUGUUUGACACUGAUGUGAAGCUUCUCUACGGUAUUUAUAUGGCAACCUCAACCGGGAAACUAGAAAUAGAGCCAUUAGCUUUUGGGCACAAAUUCCCUGCUCAGGUGAAAUUCAAAAUUUACAAAGACUGUUUACCCUUGCCAGAGAGUAGCUUUAAACUUGUCAUUCGAGAUAAUUACCAGAAAGGUUCCAACAAAUUUAAUCCCGAACUCAAUAUUAGACAAGUAAGAAGUCUAAUAGAAUUGUUUCGCCCACUACAUGAAUUGCCAACUUCACCUACACUUCCUUUUUUGAAGAAACCAAUGAAUAAUGUUUAUCAUCAUAUAUCAGGGCCACCACCACUUUCCAGAAUGCUACCCAAUCAAGCUCCAAUGUUGUUGAACUAUCCUGUUCAUAAUAUUAUGCCUUAUUCACAUGCAACACAAUCUGUGCCAUCCCAAGCUUCAAGGAAUCAGUUUUACUCUCCUGCUAGUACACUUACACCGGAGGGUACUUAUGCAAUUGGGAUCUGCAGCAGUCAUAAUCAGACUAUCCUCAGGGGCUGUGAUCAUACUCAGACAUUGCAAUACUCUCACCACGCAUAUCAUAACAUCAUACAUACACAACCUGAAUUUCAUUCUUCAUUGAUGCCUGUGGGUAGCAGUCUUACUCAACCUCUGCAAAACUCUCCAUAUCCAUAUCAGAGUAUCUUAAACCCUCAAUCACUGCAAGAUCCUCAACAUCCAUAUCAGAGUAUCCCAAACCCUCAAUUGCUGCAAGAUCCUCAAUAUCAAUAUCAGAGUAUCUUAAACUCUCAAUUGCUGCAAGAUCCUCAAUAUCCAUAUGAGAGUAUAACAAAAUCGUCGCAUGAUUUUCAUCCCACAGUCACAAAUGCAGGCAGCAGCUGUCCCCAGUUGUCAUGGCUUCCUCACGAUACCCACCAGAAUAUCUCAAACUUACAACAAAACACUUAUUCCGCCACGCUAAACGUGGGCAACAGUUAUGAUCAAUCAAUGCCAGAUUAUCAAUAUACACAUCAAAAAAAUGCCCAAAUUCCUCAACAGAUUAAUCAUCCAUACUUUCCUCAAGAAUUUCCAUCUCCUACAUAUUCAUCUCAAGGGGCUGGAGCCAUGCAAGGGGUGAUAUCAAGUGGUCAACAAACUGGAAUGGGAAGCGAGUAGCACGAGCUAUCUAUGCAGACACAGGAAUACCUCUACUCUAGAGAAUGUUGCCGAACCACCUGUACUCAAAAUAUUCAAUUUCUAAGUGCUUAAUCACAUUUCUACUUAAAUAUUCCAUUAUGCUGCAUUUUUUGUAUGUAAAGCCGCGUAUAUAAUUUUAAAACACUGACGCUUACUUGUU